Messenger RNA from Frieseomelitta varia, 1710 nucleotides. RefSeq names its product trafficking protein particle complex subunit 12. The transcript has a single exon. The coding region runs from base 1 to 1572 and encodes 523 amino acids. Lineage: Eukaryota; Metazoa; Arthropoda; Insecta; Hymenoptera; Apidae. Gene Ontology annotation, molecular function: protein binding. The record is from RefSeq and is a predicted model, not a curated record. Gene Ontology annotation, cellular component: TRAPP complex; Golgi apparatus.
AUGGCCGAGGAAAAUAGGAGUUCACAGCAGAAAGGCGAAACCAUCCAAGAGGUUACGAAGGAAAUGGAAGUCGAUAUAAGCCGCUAUUUUGAAAAUGCAUCACGCACGAUUUUCGAUGAGAUUGUAUCACCUAGGAAGGAAGAUUUCUUCGACGUUCAGAGAGGCUCUGGCAGCCGAGUCUCAGAUUUCGAGUUGCUCGCAGAUCAGUCAAGCGAAUUCUUAAAGGGCGGUUCGUUGCUCGGUAACGAACGGCUCGAUCACAGCGGCACGAAUGACGUGCACAGGGAUGUAUGGAUACCUUCUGAACAGACGAGAAAAAUCUUACGAAGUGUGGCCACGUCCACCGCUGGAACCACGUUUCUCGACAGGGAGAACCUGACAAUGCCUGGGCUUGCAGUUCAAGGGGACAUGCACAAUUUGAUAAAAAGUACUGUGGCGAGGUUUCUAGGCGAAGAUGAGAGUGCGCAAAGACAUGUGCUCACUGCUUCCGAUGUGACUCAGGAUGAACGUGGAUUGAGAAUGUUGAUACAAGCUGGUUGUUACAAAGCGGCAAUAAAUCUGUCUGGCAGGUUGUUGGCCGUGUAUGGUCAAGGAUACGGCAAAAUAAAUCAGUCUAGCAAACACUCGCCGCAUUCUCUGCAACUGUGGUAUACCAGGCUGGCUCUUCUAACCAAGCUCAGGCAGAUCGACAUUUUAGAGAACGAGUCGAAACCGUUUGAUAAUUUAGACAAACCAGACAUGUAUUUUACGUUUUACCCAGAGUUGUAUGGCACCAGACCGGGCUCGAUGGCUUCGUUUUCUUUUAGACUUCUUCUAGCUGAGAUUCCAAUGUACUGCGGCAAGCCUAAACAAGCAUUGGAUAAUCUUUACAAAGUUCUGGCAUCUACAAACCAAAUUAUAGCCAACUUUAGCGCUGGGUUCAAUGGAGAUGGAUCUCGCGUUAAGGUAAACCCAGCUGAACAAGAGGAUGCUAUAAGGUUAUGGAAAGGCAGAAGAUCCCGGAUCCUUAUAUCUAUUGUUAAUUGCGCUGUCAGCAUGAAGAAUUAUGUGCUAGGUAUUGAUAUCUUAGAGAGGCUUUGUGAGUCUGCAAAUUGGACACCAGAGCAAAUGGAUGCAUUGAGAGCCAGCAUAGGUAGACUACAUUUGUUUUUGGGAGAUGUUGUGGCAGCAGAAAAAUUUCUGAUCGAUGUUCACAAAAAAAACAGUGGCCCUACUGUUCGAGAGUUAAUAGACAGAGGAUUAAUGGCAGUGGCUCACAACUCUUUCCAAGAAGCGUACAAGUGUUUCCAAGCGGCAGAGGCAUUGGACCCAUCGAACAUAGCGUUAAUUAACAACAUGGCUGUUUGUCUUUUGUACACAGGCCAGUUAAAAACGGCGGUGCAUUUAUAUGAAAGUAUGAUAACAAGAAAUCCUGUGAAGAGUUUACAGGAAUCAGUACUGUUGAAUGUAUGCACCUCGUAUGAGUUGCAUACAACUCAUUGUAAACAACCGAAGUUACAUUUAUUGAGUCAAUUGAACAGAUAUAAAGGAGAUGCUGUAGACAUACAGUGCCUGAAACUCCCUUUAAACUGAGAUCAUCUCUCUCGUCCAUGUACAGUACACGAUAAGCUGAAAAUGAAAUUUUAAACCUGUUAUUUAAUUAUGAAUAUAGUUGUGCCGAAUAAUGUAUAAAUUUUAACAAUAAAAAUCAAUUACGAUCGUGUUCUUAAA